UAGUAUGAGCAGACGAGUAAGAAUGACUCGGAAAUGAGGUUGAAUUCCAAAUCUCCUUAUUACAGCAUUUAGUAGACUGUGUGGGACGUAUGAUUAUAUUAUAUCACCCUUGGAAAGAUUCGCUUAUCCUGUUUGGGAAUAGACCGAGAUUUGAAACGCAGACCAAAUCGGAAUCGGUGUUAUUUUAGCUCGUGUUUGGAUUACUGGGGGACGGAUUACUGAUCAGAGCUAAACAUGUCGGAAAGAAAAGUCUUAAACAAAUACUACCCCCCGGAUUUUGAUCCUUCAAAAAUCCCUAAAUUGAAACUGCCUAAAGAUCGUCAGUACGUUGUUCGACUGAUGGCUCCUUUUAACAUGAGGUGUAAGACUUGUGGAGAGUACAUCUACAAGGGAAAGAAGUUUAAUGCUCGGAAAGAGACCGUGCAAAACGAGCUAUAUCUGGGCCUGCCCAUCUUUCGGUUUUAUAUUAAAUGCACAAGAUGUCUGGCAGAGAUCACAUUUAAGACCGACCCAGAAAACACUGAUUACACUAUGGAACAUGGUGCAACAAGAAACUUUCAAGCCGAGAAGCUGAUUGAAGAAGAGGAGAAGAAAAUCCAGCAGGACAGAGAGGAAGAGGAGUUAAAUAAUCCUAUGAAGGUUUUAGAGAACCGAACACGGGACUCAAAGUUGGAGAUGGAAGUCCUGGAGAACCUGCAGGAGCUGAAGGAGCUGAAUCAGCGACAGGCUCGGGUUGAUUUUGAGUCCAUGCUGCAGAAGUACAGGGAGCUGGAGAAGAGACAGAAGAUACAGGAGCAGGAGGAGGAUGAGCGAGAACUCCAAGAAAUGCUGGAUAUGGCGCGGGUGAAAAGGCUCAGGGAUUCGGACUCAGAUUCAAAAUCGGACUCUGAUCAGGAGCAAGAAAAUGUAAAAAAGAUGCUUAAAGGUGCUUAUGAGAACCCCACAGACAUCCUGACUUCAAGCAACGUAACAGAUGCAAAGGGUGCCACUGUGUCUGGAGUAAAGAGUCAGAAAGUGGAGAGCUUGGAAAAGAGUGUGGGCGGCUUGGGAGGAAGGAGUGCUCUAAGCUCACUUGUAGUACGGAAGAAGCGUCCAGGUGCAGCAACAGUUACAGCACAACAGCCUGUUGCUGAAACUCAGACUGGGAUAGAUACAAAACCUGCAGAAGCAACUGCCACCGCAAGCAGCAGCUUAACACCAAGAGUUCAACAGGGUUGUUCACUCAGCCUGCUGAGUGCAUAUUCAGACAGCGAGAGCAACUCUGACUAGUUCUGUCAUGGUGAGGGACACGAUGUCUGAAAUGAACUGUGCAGGGACAAUGCCAAGAAAAACACUGAUGGACUGCUGGUUUUAGAGUUCCAGUGUUUCUUGAUGUAAAUGUGAUUGGAUGAUGAUAUUUGUACAAAAAGGUUAUUGUUAUGACUGUUCUGUAUUUUCCUGUUUUUUGAUUAAUUGUUAUUAAAGUAUUCUUUGCCUUU
Molecule: messenger RNA, 1478 nt
Organism: Silurus meridionalis
Lineage: Eukaryota; Metazoa; Chordata; Actinopteri; Siluriformes; Siluridae
Product: splicing factor YJU2-like
Exons: 8
Coding region: 235-1269 (344 amino acids)
Biological process (GO): mRNA splicing, via spliceosome
Cellular component (GO): U2-type catalytic step 1 spliceosome
Source: RefSeq, a predicted model, not a curated record